GACGUUCUAGCAGUGAGUGAAGAAGGUUAAUCUUGAGCAGUCACGCAAUGGGAUUGGCAUGUUUCUUCUUAAGGAGCAUACAUGCUACUGUUUCCGGUCUGUAGCUGGCAUCUUCCUCUUUCCCUUUCUUCUUUUUUCUUCUUCUUUCUUCUGGCCCUUGGGGCUUUUCUCUCCGAUAUUCGAGGGCUUGAGCAAGAAAUGAGUGUGCAACAGCAGUACCCGCACAAACAUCGACCAUGGUGGCAGAUCCGCUGGUUCGCAGAGGAGGACACCAAGGAGGAACGGCGGCUCAUUGUCAAGCUGGAUCUGUUGAUUGUUCCGUAUGCGUUUUUGGCGUAUUGGACCAAGUAUAUUGACCAGGCGAAUAUCAAUAAUGCAUAUGUCUCUGGUGUCAAAGAGGACCUCCAUCUGGAAGGAAACCAGCUUGUGCGGUUGCAGACCUUGUACACCCUCGGUGCUGUGCUGGGACAGCUCCCCUUCGCGUAUCUGUUCACCAGGGUUCCCAUGUCGUGGACUAUUCCGUUUCUUGACAUCCUCUGGGGGGUGUUCACGUUGUUGCAGUAUCGGGUCACUUCGUUCUCGGAGUUGGCGGCGUAUAGAUUCCUCGUGGGAUGGUUUGAGGCUGCCUUUUUUCCGGGGAUGCAUUACAUUUUUGGAGCAUGGUACCGUGGGGAUGAGAUCGCCCGUCGAGGCGGCUGCUUCUACGUCGGUCUUACUCUAGGAACACUCACGGCCAGCCUGAUCCAGGCUGGUGCAUCCGCGAGUCUAGACGGCGUCAACGGCCUGGCUGGAUGGAGAUGGAUGUACAUCAUCUGCGCCAUCAUCACGAUCCCCGUCGGCAUCCUGGGAUUCUUCGUCCUCCCCGGCACGCCUGACCGACCGAACCGACUGAUCAUGAAAGAGAAAGACAUCAACCUCUCCAAAGCCCGUCUCGAACGCGCCGGACACAAAGUGCACGGCACCUUCACCGGGAAAAGCCUGCUGCGCGUAGCUGUCAACUGGAAAUUCUGGGCAAUGCUCCUCCUCGACAUCUUCUUCUGGAACGGAAGCAUCAACACCACGACGGGCGGAUACCUGCUCUGGCUGAAGAGUCUGGACAGAUACUCCACGAGCCGUUUGAACGAACUCUCCGCCAUCUCCCCGGCCCUGGGCAUCUUCUACACGCUGCUCGUGUGCUUCGCGUCCGAUCUUCUUCUAGGGCCAGCAUGGGCCAUCACACUCUCCCACACCUGGAACAUAAUCGGCCUCAUCAUCCUGACCAUCUGGAAUGUGCCCGAGUCGGCCCUCUGGUUCGCCUUCCUGACCACCUACUCGGCCGUGGCGAUGUCGAGCGUCCUGUACGGCUGGGUGAAUAGUGAACUGCGGUAUUCGCCUGUCGAGCGCGCGCUGACGCUCGUGAUUAUCAAUACGGUGGCGCAGUCUACGACGGCCUGGACGCCACUGCUUGUCUUUAAGACGGUUGAGGCGCCGAGGUUCGUCAAGGGGUAUCCGUUUGUGCUGGGGAAUGCGGUUUGCUUGAUUUUGUUGGCGCAUGGGAUUCGGGUUUGUAUUCGGAGAGAGUAAGUCCAUCCCCAUUCCUUCGAGACAUAUAGCCGUUAUCUCUGACUGUUUCCAGGAAGAAGAAUGGGAAUAUCGCGGGCGAUGAGUACGGGGGUUCUGAUGGUAGAGCGGGGGAUGUGGAAUCGGUGGAUGUUCACCCCAAGUGAUCAUUGAUGAUAGAAAGGGACUGGUAAACUGUUUCAAGGAAUUCCAUUCUAGUUUGAGGUUUAUCUGGUGUACUCCGUACUAUGUUGUAUUCCAUUAGACGGGGCCUUAGGGCCUAGGGUUGUCCUUCACAACACACCACCACCACCACAACAACACCAGUCAGACAUGGAUGGUUCUAUACACCAACCAAGUUCUAACAAACGAACAAUCCACCGGGAAACCUCCGAUGAUAAGCAUUGCGUUUAUCACGCAA
Molecule: messenger RNA, 1960 nt
Organism: Monascus purpureus
Lineage: Eukaryota; Fungi; Ascomycota; Eurotiomycetes; Eurotiales; Aspergillaceae
Source: the annotation of a GenBank genome assembly